AUGGAAAGCAAGGUGUCUAUAGACCCUCUUUUAGAAUGCUAUAUUGAUAUCAUAAGAAACUUAACAACCAUUACAAAUGAAAUCGUCAUCUCAAGCACUCGUAAAGAUACAAAUAAUUCAAACGAAUUAAAGAAUGGUGUUAAAGAAUAUAUAAAUUUGUUAGUAAACGCACAAAGUAUCCUAUCAGAUUCAACUUUAUCGAAAGUUGAGAUUCCACUUGGGUUUAUUAAGCAUAUUGAUGAAGGAAAAUCGCCAAAUACAUGGCUAAUGAAUUUAUUCCAGCUUCUCGAUGAGCAAAAUGAUAGGGCCAGAGGGGAAGUAUUAACGCUGUCUUGCCUGCAUAAAUCGAUCUGUAAAAGGCUACUAAUGAAGCGUGACCUUUCACUCGAUGAGAUUGCAAUUAUCGGCAAAAAAACAUCAUAA
This is a messenger RNA of Cryptosporidium ubiquitum, 423 nucleotides long. RefSeq lists its product as uncharacterized. Gene Ontology annotation, molecular function: transcription coregulator activity. The record is from RefSeq and is a predicted model, not a curated record. Lineage: Eukaryota; Apicomplexa; Conoidasida; Eucoccidiorida; Cryptosporidiidae. Gene Ontology annotation, biological process: regulation of transcription by RNA polymerase II. Bases 1 to 423 code for a protein of 140 amino acids. The transcript is spliced from 4 exons. Gene Ontology annotation, cellular component: mediator complex.